AUGAAGCAAACCAAAGAGCAACUAGCCAAUUCAGAAAUGUCGGAACACAUUUUGAAAAUUGCAAAACGUGAAUUGCGCGAAGACAAAUGUACACGCGAGCAAAGUCUGGAACAACUGCGUAAUUGGAUACUGAAGCAUGAAGAUUUGCGUGAUGUCCGCCUCGACGAACAGUUCCUACUGCGUUUCCUGCGUUGUAAAAAGUAUAGUGUGCCCAUGGCUCAGCAGACACUACUUAAGUACUUGAAUGUGCGACGCACUUUUCCCCACAUGAGCACACAGUUGGACUUUCUGGAGCCAAAGUUGAACGACAUAAUAAACAGCGGCUACAUUUUUGUCUCACCCAAACGUGACAAGAACGGACGUCGUGUGGUGAUAAUUAACGCCAAAGGCUUCAAUCCAAAGAUAUACAGCAGCAGUGAUCAGGCGCGUGCACAUUUUCUCACCUACGAGUGCCUAAUGGAGGACCAAGCCACACAGAUCUGUGGACUUAUACAUGUCGGCGACUUUGCCGGUGUCACCACAUCGCAUGUGACGAAUUGGAAUCCGACAGAAUUUGCACGCGUUUUCAAGUGGAGCGAACAAUCGCUACCGUUGCGUCACAAGGAGAUACAUUUGGUGAAUGUGCCGGCGACACUGAAAUGGCUGAUCGAUUUCGUGAAGGGGCAUGUCAGCUCGAAAAUACGCAAUCGCCUCGCACUUUACACACACGACAAAGAACUGGCGAAGCAUGUCGAUCCGGCUUGCCUGCCACAGGAACUGGGCGGUCAAAUGCCCUUGAAGGCGAUGGUCGAAUUGUGGAAGGACGAAUUGGUCGCUAAGCGCGAGGAGAUACUCAACCUAGACAAGAUAGCGCUCUUGAGUGAUCGUGGCAUAUUGCGGAAAAGUAGUUUCAACGCGGACAAAACCAACAAUGGAAUGAAAUUUGUGACGCAGAUCGAGUCGAUUGAGGGUAGCUUUCGUAAACUGGAUUUCGAUUAGGAUUAGGAUUAA
Anastrepha ludens (Mexican fruit fly) is the source of this 990-nucleotide messenger RNA. RefSeq names its product alpha-tocopherol transfer protein-like (gene Cralbp). The coding region runs from base 1 to 978 and encodes 325 amino acids. Gene Ontology annotation, molecular function: phosphatidylinositol bisphosphate binding. NCBI's taxonomy places the organism in Eukaryota, Metazoa, Arthropoda, Insecta, Diptera, Tephritidae. Gene Ontology annotation, cellular component: membrane. The transcript has a single exon. The record is from RefSeq and is a predicted model, not a curated record.